Molecule: messenger RNA, 974 nt
Organism: Paramuricea clavata
Lineage: Eukaryota; Metazoa; Cnidaria; Anthozoa; Malacalcyonacea; Plexauridae
Source: the annotation of a GenBank genome assembly
ACUCGCGCUGAUUCUUGCUCGAAGGCAACAGCGGCCUCACUCAUUUCAAUGAUUCGUUCCCUGUCCAAGGAAUCGAACGACGCUUAUUUCAGGUGGCUCUCGUCUUCUCCUGACUCAGAAGAACUCUUUAGGAUUUCCACCAAAAAGAAUAUCAAUGCUGCUUUGGCAGCUUGCGAUAUGGUCAUCGUCUCGCUGAACUCGAUCGCCGGAAUUUCGGACUGCCCCGAAUCUCCGAAAAAUGAAAAGAAACGUCUUCCAAAAAUCGAGAUGCGGCCUUUUUGCAGAAAAAAUCCAAAAUUAUGGUUCGACCAUCUCGAAAUCAUCUUUGCUUCUUCUGAUGUCCUUCUGGAGAAUCAUCGCUUUGCUGCUCUUCUCAAAUUGCUCGAUGAAACGGCAAGCUCUCUCCUGAGCGAACUGACCAGGUCACAGCGUCCGGAGCUUUACAGUGAAGCGAAAGAUCUCCUAAUUAAAGAAUUUUCUCUUUCUAAAUUCGAUCGCGUUAAAGAAUACAUCUUUAACUCCUCACCUGGUCCAGACGAAAGAUUGACCCACUUUGCCUCUCGGGUGGAGGUUCUCAUGGAGGACAUCUCGAUCGAUGACGUAAAAAAAUUUUGCCUGCUCCGUCACUCUCCACCAGCCGUCCGCCUCCAACUUGCCGGAAGACAGUUUGAGAAGGUCUCACUCGGCGACUUGCUUAAAGAAGCAGACACUCUCACGCAGAGAGCGACGCAGGAUUCGAUGACGGUUGGCCAUAUCCAGGGUGGAAAUCGCAAAAACCAAGCUCGAACAGCUUGGAAGGAGUCGAAGGUCUGCCACUUCCACAAAAAAUUCGGCAAUGAUGCGUAUCAGUGCACUGGAGGAGACAAAUGCCACAUGUGGAACGAAAAGCUGAAGUUGGUUCAAGCCCGCUCCAAGACGUCCGACACUGGCUCCUGGAAGGAGAAGGGAAACGAUUCAGGCAACCCUUCGAGAGG